AAGAGUUCAAAUGAGUAGUAACCAUGAGUUUCACUUCAACCAUCAAUCUUCUCUCUCAAGUUCCACUAAAGAACACCACCAUCACCACAACCAACCAAUUCCCCCUUCAAUCUUCAACCUUUUCUGCUUCAAUUUCACAAACCCCUAAUCCAAAACCUUUUUCAAAUCAUCUCCUCUCAUUAGCCAUUGCCUUCGUCACGCUUACGUCACCACCCUCUUCCCUUGCAAUCCCCUCUCUUUCUCCCCCCAAUUUACCCUCCUCCACCACCCCUUUCUCCCAAUCCAAGAACCUAAUCACUGGAUUGGACAAUGGGAAAAUUAGACCCUGCCCAUCAAACAAUCCUGGGUGUGUUUCGAGUAAUCCGAAAUCAUCGAAUUUUGCGUUCCCUUGGAGGGUUCCGGACAAGUCUUUGGAUAAUGCACUCCAGCAAUUGCAGGAAGCAAUACUAGAAACUCAGAAGAAUGCAAAGAUUGAGGUAGCAGAAGAUACCCCUGAUGGCCAAUAUUUGCAAGCAACGGUUGAUGGAGGUUUUGGGCGCGAUGUUUUAGAGUUUGUGGUGAAAGGAGAUGUGGUAUCUUAUCGGUGCAUGGCGACAAAGGUUACAUAUGUGUACCCUUUCACCACAGCCUUUGGGGAUUCAAAGGGUCAAGAAGAAAGAAUAAGGAAGAUUGUGGACCAAUUAGGGUGGGAUGCUCCUAGUUUUAGUGCCAUGGAUUAGUAUUAUUACUUCAAAUGUAUAUAUACUAACAAUCAUAUGUUCAUUGGCUCUAUUUGUUUCUGUUUAAAUUUGAGAUAGUAAAUGAUGUUGUUUCAUUCAUUGUUAUGUAUGUUAAAUAAUAACUGUGGGUGCACACCCAUAAUUUUUUA
Molecule: messenger RNA, 868 nt
Organism: Helianthus annuus (common sunflower)
Lineage: Eukaryota; Viridiplantae; Streptophyta; Magnoliopsida; Asterales; Asteraceae
Product: thylakoid lumenal 17.9 kDa protein, chloroplastic
Exons: 4
Coding region: 24-719 (231 amino acids)
Source: RefSeq, a predicted model, not a curated record